Molecule: messenger RNA, 1393 nt
Organism: Nanorana parkeri
Lineage: Eukaryota; Metazoa; Chordata; Amphibia; Anura; Dicroglossidae
Gene: TGFB2
Product: transforming growth factor beta 2
Exons: 9
Coding region: 1-1332 (443 amino acids)
Biological process (GO): transforming growth factor beta receptor signaling pathway; SMAD protein signal transduction; BMP signaling pathway
Cellular component (GO): extracellular region
Molecular function (GO): growth factor activity; cytokine activity; type II transforming growth factor beta receptor binding
Source: RefSeq, a predicted model, not a curated record
AUGCACUAUUAUCUCCUGAGCGUGGUCCUCAUCCUGGAUCUGGCCGCGGUGGCUCUCAGCCUGUCUACCUGCAGCACCCUAGACAUGGAUCAAUUCAUGCGCAAGAGGAUCGAGGCGAUCCGGGGUCAGAUCCUCAGCAAGCUGAAGCUCACCAGCCCCCCGGAGGAUUACCCGGAGCCCGAGGAGGUCUCCCAGGAUGUGAUCUCCAUCUACAACAGCACCAGGGACCUGCUGCAGGAGAAGGCCAACCAGAGAGCUCUGCUGUGCGAGAGGGAGAGGACUGAUGAGGAGUAUUAUGCCAAGGAAGUUUACAAAAUCGAUUUCCUCCCCCCUCCUUUCCCCUCUGAAAGUAAGUGCCCUCACUCAGCCCCUGGACAUGGAUUUUUGUCCUCUGUGUGCAGUCGCCUUUCGGUAGAAGUCUGCGGCGCUCUCAAUGCCAUCCACCCAAACUAUUACAAUCCUUACUUCAGAAUCGUCCGGUUCGACGUCUCUGCAAUGGAGAAAAACGUUUCCAAUUUAGUGAAGGCAGAAUUUAGAGUGUUUCGUUUACAGAAUCCAAAAGCACGGGUAUCAGAGCAACGAAUAGAGCUGUAUCAGAUUCUUAAAUCCAAAGACUUAACAUCACCAAUGCAGCGCUACAUAGACAGUAAAGUCGUGAAGACGAGAGCCGAGGGCGAGUGGUUGUCCUUUGACGUCACAGAGGCCAUCAAGGAAUGGCUUCGCCACAGAGAUAGGAAUCUUGGAUUUAAAAUAAGUUUACAUUGUCCUUGUUGCACUUUUGUACCUUCAAACAACUACAUCAUCCCAAACAAAAGUGAAGAGCUAGAAACCAGAUUUGCGGGUAUUGAUGACCCCUUCUUAUACCCUAUCGUGGACCACAGAAAUUUGAAGCCUGGUCAGAAAAAACAUAGCAGCCAGGCCCCUCAUCUAUUACUAAUGCUGCUGCCGUCAUAUAGGCAAGAGUCCCAGCCGCCGAACCGGCGGAAGAAACGUGCUUUAGAUGCUGCUUAUUGUUUUAGAAAUGUUCAAGACAAUUGUUGUCUGCGUCCAUUGUUUAUUGACUUUAAGAGGGAUCUUGGCUGGAAAUGGAUUCAUGAACCCAAAGGUUACAAUGCUAACUUCUGUGCUGGAGCCUGUCCCUAUCUGUGGAGCUCCGACACCCAGCACACAAGGGUUCUCGGUCUGUACAACACCAUUAACCCAGAAGCCUCUGCUUCUCCGUGCUGCGUAUCUCAAGAUUUAGAAUCUUUAACCAUAUUGUACUAUGUCGGGAAAACACCAAAAAUCGAACAGCUCUCCAAUAUGAUUGUAAAGUCGUGUAAAUGUAGCUAGACCUGACAAUACAGCAUGUGUUUUUAGUGGAGGAAAAAAAAACAAAAAACUUUUUUUUUAA